Messenger RNA from Callorhinchus milii (elephant shark), 1676 nucleotides. RefSeq names its product UDP-GlcNAc:betaGal beta-1,3-N-acetylglucosaminyltransferase 7, like (gene b3gnt7l). Gene Ontology annotation, molecular function: hexosyltransferase activity. The transcript has 2 exons. The record is from RefSeq and is a predicted model, not a curated record. The coding region runs from base 376 to 1638 and encodes 420 amino acids. NCBI's taxonomy places the organism in Eukaryota, Metazoa, Chordata, Chondrichthyes, Chimaeriformes, Callorhinchidae. Gene Ontology annotation, cellular component: membrane.
UCAGUCCAACCGCAGAGAGGAAAGGACAAAACGUGGAGUCAGAGCCAAUGUGAGCAGUAAAUGUGUGUCUCUCUCCCUCUCUCUCUCCGGGAGGAGGAAAACAAAGGAAAGAAAAGACUUUUUCUCAUUGAAAACACUUUCUGGUCAGACCAUGAUGGGACGCUCUCCUCACUGCUGGGCGCAGCCAGGCUCCUCCACCAACUGAUGGUCCUUUACCUCAAAGACAGAGAGAAGCCGAGAGACACAGAGGCAGAGAGGGAGAGAAAGAGAGAGAGAGAGAGAGAGUGAAAGAAAGAGAGAGGAUCUUGUGUGGAGGACAGACGAGGUUGAUUCCCUGCUCUCCCUCUCCCUCUCUCUCUCUCUCUCUGGGUGACUAUGGAGUACUUAUUCCGAAAAAGAAAGUUGGUGAAAACCUUGUUGAGUUUAUCCCUGAUUUUCGCCAUGGUGGCUGUUAUCCAGCGGCUGAAGCUGGGGGCUGGGGGUGUGGAGGAGGCUCUGGGCAGACACAGGCUGGACUCGGUUUGGUUGGAAGCCGAGAGCAACUUCUACAAGAGCAGCAACACCGGGAACCUGAGCUCCGGGCGGCUCCAGGGCGAGGGCUUGGCUUUGGGUUUGGCUUUGGGUUUGGGGGGUGAUUCGGGGCUUUCCCUCAACUCGUCCACCCCUUCCAGCUGGGACAUCCACACCACCAACUGCUCCGAGAACUGGGAUGUGAAGCAGAUGGACUGGUUUCGGGGCUUGGACCCCAGAUUCCAGCAAUACGUGCUAUACAGACACUGCAGAUACUUCCCGAUGCUCCUCAACCACCCAGAGAAGUGCUCGGGCCACGUGGACCUGCUGAUUGUGGUCAAGUCGGUGAUCGAGCAGCACGACCGCAGGGACGCGGUCAGGAGGACCUGGGGCAGAGAGCAGCUGCUCCUCGGGAAGACUGUGAGGACCUUGUUCCUCCUCGGGACCCCGGCCAUCGGCAAAGACCACAAGAACCUGCAGAAGCUGCUGGAGUACGAGGACAGGCUGUUCGGGGACCUGCUGCAGUGGGACUUCAUCGACACCUUCUUCAACCUGACCCUCAAAGAGGUCAACUUCCUCAAGUGGUUUGACAUCUACUGCCCCAGGACCCAGUUCAUCUUCAAGGGGGACGAUGACGUGUUCGUAAACACGGAGAACGUUCUGGAAUUUCUCAGCAGCCAGAGGCCGGGGCCCAGCAACCUGUUUGCCGGGGACAUCAUCUCCAGGGCUUUGCCCAUCAGGAACCACCAGAGCAAGUACUUCAUCCCUAAACAACUGUACGACAAGCCCUACCCAUCCUACGCGGGGGGUGGCGGGUUCAUCAUGUCUUCCCACUUGGCCAAACGCUUGUUCGCCGUUUCCGAGAGUCUCCAGCUUUACCCCAUCGACGACGUGUACCUGGGGAUGUGUCUGCAGAAGAUCGGGGUAGAUCCCCAGCUACACCUGGCCUUCAGGACGUUUGGAAUAGUCAAACGCAAGGUCAGCCCCAUGAACGCAGACCCUUGCUUCUACAAGAACCUGCUGGUCAUCCACAAACUCAGCCCCGCGGGUUUACUGCAGAUGUGGGACACUGUCCACAACUCCACCCUGGUGUGCGCCAAGAGGGUGGUUGUAGAUACAAACAUGUAAUUCCGAGUGGCUUGAGGAGAGGAGAGAAGAGGCGGGGG